AGUGAGACAGAGAUAAACCAAAGGAAGCUAACCCAGUAGAAAAUAGUCGCUCGACAAUUCAGAAUCAGUUGCCAGCAGAACGUACAUCGAGUAACAACCAAUUCCACGUACAAUUAAAAUGGCGGACAUAACUAAAGACGAAUUGCGCAAAGAAAUCACCGCUAUUCUUAAAGAUGCUGAUUUGACGGCCAUGUCUGCUAAAAAAGUGAGGCAACAAAUCGAAGAAAAAUUAGACAUCGAUUUAUCAGAAAGGAAAAAGGAAGUCGACGACUUAGUAAUGGAGCAUCUCCAAGAGAAACAAGACGGCGGCAAGAAAAAGAAGAAGGCCGCCAGUGAAGAAUCUGAGGAGGGUGAAGAAGAAGAGGACGAGGAAGAAGCGUCCGAAGAGGAGGAAGAAGAGAAAGAAAAAAAACCAGCUAAACGUGGUCCUCCCAAGAAGACAGCCACCAAACGCAAAGGAUCCUCAGAUGAUGAAGAAAGUGGGAGCGAUGAUGAUGCCAGUGAUGAAGAAUACAGUCCUAAGAAAGUUGCUGCCAAAACAGCAAAGAAAGCAGGAAAACCAGCAGCUAAGAAAGGAAAGAAGAAGGGCAGCGACAGUGACAGUGACGAAGACUGGGGUAAAUCAAAAAAACCAUCAGGUGGUGCCAAAAAAGGUGGAGUUGGUAAAGGAAAAGGUUACACGAGAGCUAUUACACUAUCACCGGAAUUAGCAACUGUGGUCAAUGCUGAAAAAAUGGCGCGUCAUGAAGUUGUUAAGAAAAUUUGGAGUAUCAUCAAAGAAAGAAAUCUUUAUGACCAGAAAAAUAAGCAGUUUGCUAUUUGUGAUGACGAACUAUUCAAAGUAUUUGGAGUAAAACGUUUCAGGACCUUCGGUAUGAUGAAAUACCUCAAAAAUCAUUUCCUAGAUUAAGCUAUAAUAACAAUUACAAUUACAAUGAAUCGAUAAUUAUUAAAACAAUUAAUAAUUACCUUAUAAAAAUCAACAACAACAACAACAACAAAUCAACAACAAACGAAAAAAAAUAAACCAUUUUUUAAAAAAUUAAGUUUUUCCGCAAAAAACUCGUCGCAUGAUCUCCGACAAACAUUUCCUUAAUUUAAUCGAUAUAUCUCUGCCACCAAUUUUAUUUUUUAGUCCGAGACUGUUAAAUAAUUGAAUUUUGUUUAUAGUGAUAACAAUGUCAGCCCAACUUUUAAAAUACAAUUGUUUUUAAAUAACGUUUAUUUAUUUCGGGCAUUUUAUUAUUUUUUUUUAUUGUUUAUAAAAAUAAUUAAAAACACUCCCAACUUUUUUUUGUAUAUUUUUUACGAUACAAAAUUAUUUAAAUAAAAUAAAUAAAUAAAAAAUAAAAAGAAUUUUUUUUUUCUUCAUUCCAACUUUUUUAGUCGGGCUGAUAAUUCGACGAGUGAAUGUAAGAGUGUUUUAAAAGUGUGAAUGUAUUGAUUAAUUAAUUAAUCAAUUAAUUGAUGGAAUAAAAUAAAAAAAAAAAUUAAAAUAAUUAAAGCGCGAGUAUGAAUGAAUGCAAUUUAAAAUCAUGUGUAAUUUUUUUAAUAAAUUGUAUAAAAGUAAAAACAAUUAUACAAAUAUUACAGACACAUGUAUGCAUAAGUGUGAAGAUUAAUAAACUAACAUUAACUGCAUUAAUUAAUUCAUUGAUUAAUUAAUAAAUAAUUA
Messenger RNA from Microplitis mediator, 1675 nucleotides. RefSeq lists its product as uncharacterized. Lineage: Eukaryota; Metazoa; Arthropoda; Insecta; Hymenoptera; Braconidae. The transcript has 5 exons. Bases 119 to 910 code for a protein of 263 amino acids. Gene Ontology annotation, cellular component: nucleus. The record is from RefSeq and is a predicted model, not a curated record.